AUGGAGGGUUCAACAACAAAAUUAGGUGGUGGUGGUCAUGGUGCUCCAACAAAGUUCCUAGUGAACACCUAUCUGAUGGUUGAUGAUCCAUCCACCAAUGAAAUAAUAUCUUGGGGUCAAAACAACAAAAGUUUCAUUAUUAAAAACCCUAAUGAUAUCUCUCGUCUUCUUCGCCAGUACUUCAAGCAUUCCAAUUUCUACAGCUUCGUCCGUCAGCUUAACAUCUAUGGAUUCCGAAAAAUAAAGCAUGAUCAAUCGGAGUAUGCUAAUAAAUAUUUUCUAAAAGAUCAACAUCAUCUUCUUGGUAAUAUUCGCCGCAAGAAAACUGUUCACAGUCGCUCUCAUGGAGAAUCAAAAAGGUUAUCAUUUGAGGCAGAAAUUGAGAAACUUUCUAAUGAAAAAGCCUCUGUUGAAUCAAAUAUUUCUAGCUUCAAGCAAGAAAUAUCAGCUAGAAAGCUUCAUGUGGGAAAUCUAGAACGAAGAUUAAAAGGAAUUGAGAAUAGACAAAUGAACUUGAAGAAUGCAUUUGAAAUGGUUAUGCAGAAUUCUAAAUUUGUUGGAAAAGUUUAUAAGAAAAUUGAUUCCUUACAAUUUUCCAAUAAAAGACCUUUUAAUGCUGAAAAUAGUUUUGUCGACGAUGAAAUGGAUUAUUGGAAAAGUUAG
Messenger RNA from Vicia villosa (hairy vetch), 663 nucleotides. RefSeq names its product heat stress transcription factor A-5-like. Gene Ontology annotation, molecular function: RNA polymerase II cis-regulatory region sequence-specific DNA binding; DNA-binding transcription factor activity. The record is from RefSeq and is a predicted model, not a curated record. Bases 1 to 663 code for a protein of 220 amino acids. Lineage: Eukaryota; Viridiplantae; Streptophyta; Magnoliopsida; Fabales; Fabaceae. Gene Ontology annotation, cellular component: nucleus. Gene Ontology annotation, biological process: regulation of transcription by RNA polymerase II. The transcript is spliced from 2 exons.